Pipra filicauda (Wire-tailed manakin) is the source of this 3438-nucleotide messenger RNA. It is a transcript of the gene RANBP3, whose product is annotated as RAN binding protein 3. Gene Ontology annotation, biological process: protein export from nucleus. The transcript has 16 exons. NCBI's taxonomy places the organism in Eukaryota, Metazoa, Chordata, Aves, Passeriformes, Pipridae. Gene Ontology annotation, molecular function: GTPase activator activity. The record is from RefSeq and is a predicted model, not a curated record. Bases 49 to 1764 code for a protein of 571 amino acids. Gene Ontology annotation, cellular component: nuclear pore; cytoplasm.
GCGCCGUCCGGCCGCGCGGUGCAUUGUGGGCGCGGCCGAGGCAGUAAAAUGGCGGACCUGGCGAACGAAGAAAAACCUGCCAUUGCUCCACCUGUCUUUGUAUUUCAGAAGGAUAAAGCACAGAAGUCCCCUGCAGAGCAAAAAGCUUUGUCGGAUUCAGGCGAGGACCCCCAGGGAGAGGUUGAGCCCCUCCACCAUGGUGUGGGUCAUACAGAACCAGCUGGUGAGCGCGACUCUGAGCACCCUGCUCCCACUGUGGCCUCAGUCAGUGCUGCCCUGAGUCCCGCUGCUGAAGCCCAGCUUGCUCCUAUUCAACAAGAACUGGCAGGGGUAAGUGUCAACCUACCAAGUCCUUCUGCUGCUGAGGGGAUUAGAGGAAAAAGUCCCUUCCACGCAGUGGAAUCGACUGCAGUAACAAAGAACAAUGUCUUUAUGCCAUCAAGCUUCUGUGAACCCUCUACAGGCAAUUCUGACUCAGAACCAGAGGAGAAGAGCAGUGGAUUCCGGCUGAAGCCACCGAUACUUAUCCAUGGUCAGGCACCCAGUGCAGGUCUCCCCAGCCAGAAGCCGAAGGAACAGCAGCGCAGUGUGCUCCGUCCAGCAGUGUUACAGGCCCCCCAGCCAAAAGCUUUCUCACAAAUGGUUCUCAGCAGUGGCACUAAUGGUGUAAAUAUCCUGCCAGAUUCUGCAGCCACAUCAGAAUUACCAAGUGAUGCAACACUGAAAAGUUCUGACUCUGAAGAGAAGGCAGGAGAAUGUCAGAAAAAGGAGUCCAACAAUACUUCAGAUAACAGCUGUGAGAAGGCUGAACUAAAUGCACAGCAAGCAUUUGUAUUUGGGCAAAACUUAAGAGACAGAGUUAAGCUGGGGGAUGAGAGCGAUGAAAGCGCCGACGUGCAGAACUCUGGCCUGCCUACAGCAGAUACACCUUCUGCAACCAACUAUUUCCUACAGUACAUCAGUUCCAGUGCAGAGAACUCUACAAACAGUGCAGAUGCAUCGAGCAACAAGUUUGUUUUUGGACAGAACAUGAGUGAGCGAGUCCUAAGUCCACCAAAAUCAAAUGAAGGUAGUACAGAGAGUAAUAAGGAGAAUGCUGCUACAGAGUCUGGGUCUGAGUCGUCUUCUCAGGAGGCCACGCCAGAGAAAGCUAAUAAUAUUUCAGAAUCACUGGCAGAGUCUGCAGCAGCCUAUACUAAAGCAACAGCAAGGAAGUGUUUGUUAGCGAAGGUAGAAGUGAUUACUGGGGAGGAAGCUGAAAGUAACGUCCUACAGAUUCAGUGCAAGCUGUUUGUAUUUGAUAAAAGCUCUCAGUCUUGGGUGGAAAGAGGUCGAGGACUCCUGAGACUCAAUGAUAUGGCCUCAACAGAUGAUGGAACGUUACAGUCUCGACUGGUGAUGAGGACUCAGGGGAGUCUCAGGUUAAUCCUAAAUACCAAGCUCUGGGCCCAGAUGCAGAUUGAUAAAGCCAGUGAGAAGAGCAUCCGGAUCACCGCCAUGGAUACAGAGGACCAGGGAGUUAAAGUUUUUCUUAUAUCAGCAAGCUCUAAAGACACAGGGCAGUUGUUUGCUGCUUUGCACCAUCGCAUCUUGGCCUUGAGGAGCAGGGUGGAACAGGAGCAGGAAGUCAAGAAUGUAGCACCUGAGCCAGAGGUAACACAGUCAAACGAGGAAGACAGUGAUGAUGAUGUCAUUGCACCUUCAGGAGCAGUUGGAAGUGGUCCUAAUGAUGAAGGUGAUGGGCAGAACGUUGGCAGCACAUAGCAGAUGUGAGCCAACCUGCUUGCAAGGCUGCUAUGAACACCAUCUUGCAGGCAUCUCUGGGUACCCCAGGCCAGCGAUUAUUUCAGGCAGUGUCGAAGGCUCCAGGACUAAAGAACUGUGCAUCCCUGUUCUGUUUGUUUGAUUUUUUUGGUCUGGAUCAGUAGAUUCCACAAAAAAAAAAAAAAAAAAGCAGACUUGGAAACUACCUGAAUGUGGUUUGGGACGUUGAAAGCUCAUCAUAUUGAUGAGCAAAAAAGAAAAAAAAAAAAAAAAAACAAAAAAAAAAAAAAAAAACCAAACACAAAAAAAACCCCAACCCCAGAACAAAACAAAAAAAAUCCCCCAGCCAACCCCAAACAUUUCCCCCUCUUCCUUGUAAUUAAAAUGGCACAUUACAGCUUGUCACAGCUUUUCAUUGGGACCUUUUGACUGUUUCUUCAGUAGUUGGUGUCUUGCAGGCGCCUCCGAGAUAGAACUUUUUGGUUCCAACUCGAAUUCUGCUUUUGCAGCCUCUGCUCCCCCUUGUGCAGGGACACCGUGUCCUCACCAGUUCCUAUGCUCACUGGCUGCCCUUUUGGGUUUCUCCUCUUUUUGGACUGCAGAUGGGGCAGGUUAUGUUCUUACCUUUCAAUCCCAGCAGAGGUUGUGGGCACCGUUGUUCCCUGUCUCGUGGGUUUGUAAACAGAGAGAAACAAAACGUUGUGGUUCACCAGAAAAGCUUUUUUUUUAACGCAGUAAUAAGAGACUUCAAAGCCCGCAGGAUGUUUUGCUAACUCCUUUCUUUCUUCCCAUUUCAUUAUUAUUAUUUGGGGAUUUAUAUUGUGGUGAAACUUUUUUUAUUUUAGUUUUUUUCAAUAAGAUGCUCUUGUGUGUUGAAAAAGUGAAACUAUUGUUUUGUACUGUUCUGUUACUAUUUAAGGGAGAGCUAAGCCACUAUAAAUAAUAGAUGUUGCAUACGAUUUUUCUUAGAAAAUUAUGUUUCUGUGGCUACAGUAAAGUGUAGGAGGCAUACAGGUUACACCUUCAGAAAAGUUGAUGAGGAAAUAGCUGUUAGCCCUUGGAAGAAUAAAAUAGGCUCAUGUAAUGAGCUCUGCCAGCCAUUAAAAUAAAUUGUAUAAUAAAGCAGCUCAUUUAAUGGCUUGAUUCAACAAGCCAUUUAAGCACUUGCCUGACUUAACUACAUGUGAAUAAUCUUACUGAAGUCAAUGCAACUCUUCAUGCUUAAAGUUGAGGACAUUUUUAAAUAUCUUGCUGAAUUAAUGGCCUUAAAUAGAAAAUAUAACUUCUAACCCUUCCUGUCCCUGUUCUGUUUCCUUUUUCCCUGUUCAGUCUUGCAGCAUGAAGAAAAAGGUAAUACUGCCAGCCUUGAGUAGUUUGGGCUGAAGGUUAUUGUAUUCUGUUCCACCAAAAUAAAAGCAAGAAUGUGUUUUCCUGUGUGUAAUUCUGAAGUACUCCUACUGUAACCAUAACUCUUUUUUUUUGUUUUGUUUUGUUUUUUAAUCUUUUGAGCUUUUCGUGUGAAAGUUGAGUUUUAUUUUGUUAUUAAAACAUACAGUAUGUUCUUGUCCAGCAAAGUUGGAAUUUGGUAGUCACCAACGACAGUGACCGGAUCACUUUCACUAUAAAUUCCCCAAAUUGUUCUACUUUCUUUAUAAAUAGUUUACUGGCAGAUAA